Messenger RNA from Monascus purpureus, 2712 nucleotides. Lineage: Eukaryota; Fungi; Ascomycota; Eurotiomycetes; Eurotiales; Aspergillaceae. The record is from the annotation of a GenBank genome assembly.
CGACUAUCGCUUCAGCUUCAGUUCAACAUGCGACGGUCAACAACGUCCGUUCUCAUUGGAAUACCAGUCCCUUUUCCUCCAGUCUGUCCCCGCUGCUGCUCUUCCCGUCUCUACCGUGACGUUUCCAUGGUCCUGUACCUUUGACUUUCCCCGUGCCAGUGCUAGGCGUCGUCACCGAGGGCAUCCCCACGCCGUUCGCAUGUCAAGCUCUCCUGUCAAUCGCUAAGCAGAGUUCUGAGCCUCCUAACGCAGCAGCAAUCAUGGGAACGUCACCCCCAUUCCUUUAUGACCGUCCUUCCACCUAUUCAUUCUACGGGCCAACGGAACGUCCUUUCAAUCCAAAGGUCGUCACACAAGCGAGCUGGACUCGCGAGAAGCCGAAGCCCAAGCCAAAUGGACCGUUGCUUCAUGUCGACCGCUCAUAUCUUUCAGAUAGCAAGUCUAAAUGGACCCCGAUGAGUCCGAGAACGAAAGGAAGGGUGAAGUAUGCACGGCUGACACAGCUCAUCUUCCGAGUGCUGGCUCUGCUCGGGGCUCUGGGAUCUCUGUUUUGUGGCAUUGUCAUUAAGAAUGCCUCAACUGCUGUCAUAUGGAUUAUGAGGAUUGUGCCCGCUGUUGCAAUCCUGCAUACAAUUUACGGCGUCUACCAUCUUUCUCGUUCCCCAGUCACCAGACCAGCUGCUUCCCAAGCUAGCUACAUGCUAUUUGCUUCUGCACUUGAUGCAGCUUUUACACCUUUCUACGCAUUUAUUGCUUUCGUCGGCUACCAACAAUAUACCCAGAAUUUGUAUCAUUGGGACUCCUUUUUUGCGAAUGCUGAAACGACCCAUCAGGUUGCCCAGGUUGCCUUUAUUUGCAGCGUCGUGAAUGCUGGAUUACAUGGACUCUCUCUCAUCCUUGCAAUAUCCUUAGCAGUUAUCUUCCGUCAGAUUUCGAGACUGCCGCCUGAUAUGAAUCCUCUGGAGGACAAUCUGACAGCUCGCCCUCACAAGAGAACCAAAUCUGAAAUUACCGAAAAGCACACUAGUCAAUCGUCCGUGGACUCUACCGACCCAUUGAUAGGACCGCCGCGCACCAUCCCUUUCAUGAACACAAGGACCAAUUCCUCCGGCACUGAACCAAGAAAGUCAGAAGAAACGCGGAAGUCACGAGUUACAGUGGCUUUGCAUCGCUUGUCCCAUGCCGUGAAUUCAAGCCCAGAAAUGCCUGCAGAGGAAGAACCGAACAAGUCAUGUUCUCGCGUGCCACAAAUAUCAGCAGACAGUAACUAUAUACCAGCCCGUCCACUCGAAGCAAUGUUUCCCAAUUCUUUGGAGCACGAAACGCGACCUGAUGUUCCUGAUAGGGAUGCAUGCUUGAGUCCUGAUUCAGAAAACUGGGUUAUCUAUCCGUCUCGGUCACCUUCGCCUGUGAAUGUCGUCGCGAGUGAGAACGUCGCUCGUCGCAACCCGUCUUCUACAUAUAGCAGGAGCAAUACAACGGCCUCUACUGCGAGCAGCAUGAGAGAUUGGCUUACAUCGGCCCAGAGAUAUGGCAACACAAGUACUCGUGGAGGAUACACAUCACUCACUACUACGCACGAGGAUUAUGGAAAUGAUGAGAUCGACGAUAUCUCGCGGCAGACUACAUUGUACGAUGACAUUGAGCAGGACCUGGGAGAGCGUCAUUUUGGCGCAUUCCUUGACGAUAAUCAGCACGAAGACAGAUCUACACUUUCAUUUAACCCGCUUGUAAUGAACCCGCCCACUCCACAACCCCCCACGCUGCAACUGCCAACGGAUGAAGCCUCCUACCAUGACACUCCAAGUAGGCGUCGCAUCGCCCUCAGUGACAUCCCCAAUGUUCCCAACAAUCAGCCAUUGUCAAUUCCUCCACUUAACAGUAUCGAAAAGAAAGCGCGGUUCUACGGACAACCCCAGGAGAAUAUUACGGGACAAGCUGCCAAUAUCGAAGAAGAGCCCCGUGCCCUCGAAGUAGGCAAACGAAGAAAUAGACUCGCCAAAAGAGCAUCUGGCAAGCCUAGCACCUAUAACGUUCUCAGCCAAGAUGACGAUGAGAAUACCGAAAACAUACCAGCCAAUCCUUCCACGAUUGAAGGUGACCGCAAGGGCCGCGUCGUGAGCAACUCCGGUGCCGACAUCGGGUCAUCAUCGACGCCGUAUGGAAGCUACAUUGCUGGCCUUGGAGUGGGAAGAAGACGUGAUGUCAGUGGGAAAAUAGCCGAAGAAGGCAGAAGUGGCUCUAAACCGGCUUUUAACAACAGUAAUGGACAGCCCGCAUCCAUUCGAGCUGCUGGAUGGGCACGCUUUGCUGGGUUAUGAAAAUGAUUUUUGAAAAAAAGAACAAACAAAAAAAUUCGAAUAAAAACUUAAAAAAGAAGGAAAAAAAUAAUAUUUAAGGAAAGGAGUUUUUGACGAUGUGGGAUGGAUUAAAUGAUUGGAUGAAUGGCCUCUUGACAUUUUUUUUUUUAUAUUUGAGCUCCGUUUCCGAUUUCUUUCAUGCUUCUUAGGUCCUCACCAGUUGGUGAUGUGUAUGGAUAUAGUGGGCAUUUUCUCUUUUGCUUUUGUUGUUAUCUUGCGUGUUAUUCUCCGUUCAACCGCUUGAGUUGUUCAACAAAGUACUUAGGUAGUCAGUAGACUAAUGAGUUGGAUGAAUGGAAUGCAUUUACGGGUAUGUGACAAUGGAAUUCGAGCUAUUUGCCCUGUACGGGAG